Messenger RNA from Echinococcus granulosus, 741 nucleotides. RefSeq names its product inner dynein arm light chain, axonemal. NCBI's taxonomy places the organism in Eukaryota, Metazoa, Platyhelminthes, Cestoda, Cyclophyllidea, Taeniidae. The transcript is spliced from 2 exons. Gene Ontology annotation, molecular function: dynein heavy chain binding. Gene Ontology annotation, cellular component: axoneme. Bases 1 to 741 code for a protein of 246 amino acids. The record is from RefSeq and is a predicted model, not a curated record.
AUGAAUGAGGACCAGAAGCUCAUUGUACCAGAAACGAGUUUGCUUAAAUACAAAAACCCCGUGCGCGUCUCCCGCAAAUCAACUAAAUCCGAUGACAAAGACUUGGGCAGCUUUGAUCCGCGCAAACUCUGCGAGAUGCAGUCAACCGAAAGCAUUCUCGCCAGCAUCAUGCCUCCACGAAGGCUGGAAAUUAAAGGAGAUCUCUUCAUUCAGGAGGUGUCUUCAACUCCAGCGUCUCGAGCCGAGGUCGUUCAACUGACGAAACAACUGAAUCAGCAACUUGAGGCAAGGGGUGCUAAGAUGACAGGCAUCUGCCCUGUUCGAAGGGAAUUAUUUUCACAGGUUUUCGACGAAUUGAUACGUCAACUGACAAUUCAUUGUGCCGAGCGUGGUUUGCUGUUACUUCGUGUACGGAACGAGGUGCAGACGACCAUAUCAGCCCUGCAGUCAAUUUACGCCUCGGGUGUGGUUUUCGGUUUGCAAAAGUCGUUGGCGCGCGAGGCAGACCGUAAUCACCAGACAAGUCGAGUGGCUGAGUUAGGGGCGGAGAUUGCCAACCUCGAGAAGAGAAUCAAGACCGAAGUGCUGAAUUGCAAGGCCCUGGAGGAAAAGGAGGCCAACCGGCUGGCCGCAGCAACCCGAAGAGCCGAAGAAGACGUCAACUUCUUACGCAAGGGACAUGAACAGCUGAAGAAUCAACUCAAAGACGUUUUGAACCAAUUCAAAAUUGUCAAUGAAUAG